AUGCUGAACCCAAACGAAGAAGAAGUGAACACAGAAGAAAUCUCGAUGGCCACAACUUUGGAUUUAAAACCACCACCUCCGUUUGAUGCAGAGGGUGAUAAUUCCUCGCUAGCCCAACGCUGGAAAGAAUGGCGAGAACGUUUUAAUAUGUAUACAGUAGCUGCCAACAUCAAGGAUGAUGCACAGAAACGCGCAGUGUUAUUGUAUGUAGCUGGCCCGUCGGUUCAUAAAAUAUUCAAAACACUACAAGACACCGGGACAGAUUUCAAAACAGCUCUAGAGAAGCUCGACGAAUAUUUUCAGCCACAAAAGAACGUAAUAUAUGAACGCUAUGUGUUUAAACAGACACAUCCAACGCCUGGAGAAUCGGUAGAUAGCUACAUAACUCGUCUACGUACACUAGCCGAAACGUGUGAAUUCGAAAGCGCCGAGAAUGAAAUACGCGAUCAGUUUGUUAUGACAUGCUCGUCUCAUGGAUUUCGUACGAAGCUUUUACGCGAGACAGAUCUGACAUUGGCUAAGCUUAUUACCAUGGCGCGAGCGAAGGAAUUAGCAGAAAAACAAGC
This is a messenger RNA of Paramuricea clavata, 566 nucleotides long. Lineage: Eukaryota; Metazoa; Cnidaria; Anthozoa; Malacalcyonacea; Plexauridae. The record is from the annotation of a GenBank genome assembly.